Bombus pascuorum is the source of this 696-nucleotide messenger RNA. Its product is annotated as U6 snRNA-associated Sm-like protein LSm2. Gene Ontology annotation, molecular function: RNA binding. Gene Ontology annotation, biological process: mRNA splicing, via spliceosome. The record is from RefSeq and is a predicted model, not a curated record. The coding region runs from base 254 to 541 and encodes 95 amino acids. Gene Ontology annotation, cellular component: Lsm1-7-Pat1 complex; U6 snRNP; precatalytic spliceosome. Lineage: Eukaryota; Metazoa; Arthropoda; Insecta; Hymenoptera; Apidae. The transcript has 5 exons.
UAUCUUGAUUCGUAUCUUUUAUUUCUAAAAAUUAUCGAUAAAUACAGAAAAUAUGCUUGUAAACAUAGAUAAAAAUUUUGUAAAUAAGAAAAAAUAUUGAUGAGAUAAAUGUUGAAGUCAAUGUUUAAUGUAAUUUCGUGCCGGCAAUCGAGAAAUUAGUAUAAUUAUUAGUUUCAGUAAUUAUAUUUUCAUUAUGUUCAUUAGAUAAUACGAUAAACGAAUUUAAAAAUUGGAUAUUUUUAGUUUAUUAAAGAUGUUGUUUUAUUCGUUUUUCAAAUCCUUGAUCGGAAAGGACGUAGUUGUAGAAUUAAAAAAUGAUUUGAGCAUUUGUGGUACUUUGCAUUCAGUAGACCAAUACCUGAAUAUAAAGUUAACUGAUAUAAGUGUGACCGAUCCAGAUAAAUAUCCUCACAUGUUGUCUGUAAAAAACUGUUUUAUUCGAGGAUCAGUAGUACGUUAUGUACAACUGCCAGGAGAUGAAGUGGAUACUCAGUUAUUACAGGAUGCUGCACGCAAAGAAGCAGCAGUUCAAGCAAGAUAAUUUGUGCUGUUAUUAGGUUUAAAAAUACUACUGAUUUAUUUUUUACUAUUAAAGCCAACAAUUGUGUACAAUGAACAUACAAACUUUGAAUUUACAAGUAUAUAAAUUGAGUUUACAUGUAACAUUAAAAAAAAAAUAGUUUCUGUUCGUAACAA